UAUACAUUGCAUAGUAAAAAAAAGUAAAGAGUAUUGCCAAUAUAUUUUGACGAUUCAUUUAAAACGAAAUAAGGUAUACAUUUUGUGUGUGAAGAAAGAGAGAAGGGAGAGAGAGAGAGAGAGAGAGAGAGAGAGAGAGAGAGAGAGAGAGAGGGAGAGAGAGAGAUUGUAAAUGUCCGAGCGUCUGACAUGUGACUGGAAGUUUGCGAUAACAAGUAUAGCGCAGCGACUCCUAACGCAACGCAAAUGUCCUACUUCAAUAGUAUAGUGGGGGAACAUUGAAGCUUAUUGUUACAUAGACAGGUGGAAAGUGGUUACUGUGAAAUUAUAGUACGUUAUUAAUUUGCGGUUGUCCGCCGAAGCAACCAGUUCUUGAGUACGAUUGACGCACCAGCAAUUUGAUUCAUAUUAUUCAUCCUAUGUCGAUUAAAUUUAAUAUUGUGUACAUAUUAAUAUUCCUAUUCUAUACAUAUCAUCAAACCAAGCUUUAGUAUAACGCUGCAGCAAAGUUGAGCAGAGAAAGAAAAGCCCGAUAUGACGAGUCGUUUGUGGAAAGCGUUGUCGCGACGGCGUAUAGAGCUGGAGAAUGAAAAUACGAAGGGCGAACGAUUGGCACGGGUCCUCGAUUUAUUUGAUCUGACUGCACUCGGGGUGGGUGCGACUCUCGGCUUAGGCGUCUACGUCCUUGCUGGUAGCGUCGCUAAAGAGACGGCUGGACCUGCCGUUUCCAUAUCUUUCCUUAUAGCUGCUAUCGCGUCUGCAUUUGUAGGCUUGUGUUACGCGGAAUUCGCGUCGAGAGUGCCAAAAGCUGGAUCAGCGUAUGUUUAUAGUUACGUAACGGUAGGCGAGUUCAUCGCCUUCGUCAUAGGAUGGAACUUAAUUCUGGAAUAUGUAAUUGGCACAGCGAGCGUUGCUCGAGGUCUUAGCAGUUAUAUCGACGCGUUAAUAGGAAAUGUCAUGGGAAAUGCUCUACGCUCUCUUAUGCCUAUCGAUGUUUCUUUCUUAUCAGAGUAUCCUGAUUUUUUCGCUUUCGCGAUGGUCAUGUUACUAGUGGUGUUAUUAUGCAUCGGUGUGAAGGAAUCGUCCAUCUUAAACAACAUUUUUACCGUUAUAAACUUGAUAACUAUCACGAUCGUUAUCGUUGCAGGAUCGAUGAAAGCGAAUCCAUCAAACUGGUCAAUCGCACCCGAAGAUAUUCCAGAUACUGUGAAGAAUGGAGGAACUGGUGGAUUUAUGCCGUUUGGCAUGAGUGGAGUGAUGGUCGGAGCGGCCAAAUGUUUUUACGGAUUCGUGGGAUUCGACGCGAUCGCUACUACCGGCGAGGAAGCCAAGAAUCCUCAACGUCAUAUUCCUCUUGCGGUCGUGUUAUCCCUCAUUGUUAUAUUCAUAGCGUACUUUGGUGUCUCCAUAGUCCUAACGAUGAUGCUGCCUUAUUAUGCUCAGAGUGCGGACGCGCCGUUUCCACACGCAUUCGACGAGAUCGGCUGGCCUGCCAUCAAAUGGAUCGUCAACAUAGGCGCGAUAUUCGCGCUCUGUACCAGUCUCUUGGGCGCUAUGUUUCCUUUACCGCGCGUAUUGUACGCCAUGGCUAGCGAUGGUAUAAUAUUCAAGACUCUCUCCACGGUGCAUCCCAAGACAAUGACGCCUAUUUACGGCACAGUGCUCUCUGGUUUACUUAUCGGUCUCAUGACACUCAUCUUCAAUCUGCAACAAUUGAUCGAUAUGAUGUCUAUCGGAACUCUACUUGCGUAUACGAUAGUAGCGAUAUGUGUUUUGAUAUUGAGAUAUCAAAAAGAAGAAAAUUCCAGUAACGUUUCUGUGAUAUUACCAACGAGCAAUUAUCAACUUACACCUGUAAAUAUAUUUAAGGAAUUGUUCAAUUUGCAAAAUCGGAAAGAACCAACAGAACUUUCUAACAAAAUUGCAAAUAUCGGCAUUGCCUUCNNNNGUAUCGUUAUAUGUAUUAUCACGUUUCUGAUUAGUAACAUGGGCGCGCAUUUGCUCGCAGGAAAUAUGGUGAUAUCUGUGACACUAAGUGUACUCGCGAUUGUUCUUUUCUUGAAUUUAGCAGCGAUUGGUAGACAGCCAGUGCAGAGAAUUGAAUUGUCUUUUAAGGUACCCCUCGUUCCGCUUAUUCCGUGUCUCAGUAUUUUUAUAAACACAUAUUUAAUGUUGCAACUAGACAUCUUUACAUGGAUCAGAUUCGCCACUUGGUUACUGAUUGGCUUCUGCAUUUAUGGAUUUUAUGGAAUUGUCCAUAGUGAACAAGGGAAAAGAGAUAAGGCAGAAAAUGAAAAGUUACAACAAAAAUAUGUAGAAAAAUUUAGAAUAAUAACAUCAUUUUGA
Molecule: messenger RNA, 2346 nt
Organism: Atta colombica
Lineage: Eukaryota; Metazoa; Arthropoda; Insecta; Hymenoptera; Formicidae
Gene: slif
Product: high affinity cationic amino acid transporter 1
Exons: 11
Coding region: 535-2346 (603 amino acids)
Biological process (GO): amino acid transport; transmembrane transport
Cellular component (GO): plasma membrane
Molecular function (GO): amino acid transmembrane transporter activity
Source: RefSeq, a predicted model, not a curated record